This is a messenger RNA of Lytechinus variegatus (green sea urchin), 5328 nucleotides long. RefSeq names its product ATP-binding cassette sub-family C member 9-like. Gene Ontology annotation, cellular component: membrane. Bases 194 to 4891 code for a protein of 1565 amino acids. Gene Ontology annotation, molecular function: ATP hydrolysis activity; ATP binding; ABC-type transporter activity. The record is from RefSeq and is a predicted model, not a curated record. Lineage: Eukaryota; Metazoa; Echinodermata; Echinoidea; Temnopleuroida; Toxopneustidae. The transcript is spliced from 32 exons. Gene Ontology annotation, biological process: transmembrane transport.
GCUAAAGGAUGUUGCAAACUGUUGCAGAGGUUGUCAUUUAUUUCAGGUAGAAGGUUAUAAUUUAACAUACUUAUUUCUGGAUUUCAUGCGAAAUGUACAAUGGGAGCCGAUUAGAUUCUGGAAACACAUUCUUCCUGUGUAACGUCCUGGGUAUUGUCGAUUUAGUUUGGAUAUAAACGAAAACAAAGAAAAGAUGUCUUCAGAGCAUGUGCAUUGGUUCUGUGGAAUAAACACAACAUUGGUCCAGGAAGCUGAUUUCAUCAAUAGCACGUGCAAAGUGAACGGGACCAUCGUCGCAUCUCAAUUUGCCUUCAGCAUCAUCUUUAUCAUCACACCCAUCUUCCUGAAAUGCUUCACGUCAUACGGCAAGCUCCCGCCAUCUCCAUAUGUAUUCCGACUGCCAGGCCAUUCCUUGAGAUGGAUCCUUACCUUUGUAUACAUUGUACUUGCCAUUGCCAUGAUUGGGGAGGGAAUACUCACCAACAACAGCUACAUCUCCUAUGAGUUGUCAGGACAACCGCAUCUCUACGUACCCGGUAUAUUUACGAUUGUUGCGGUAGUUUCAUCAUUGGUGUACUAUCACAUGAUGGAGAAGUGGAGGGCUAGGUCAAUGAUUUGGUUUCUCCUGGUGUACUGGAUGUGGUCGAUCAUUAUUUUUGUCAUGAGAUUAGUACAACUCAGCCUUGAAGGUCUCAACGACUGGCAGAUCUGUGUCUACGACAUCACCCUAGUUGUGGUUGUUCUUAUAGGAGCUCUGUUUUUAAAUGAACUCAUACUCUUAUACAGCUUGGCCUGUCAUGGAUGUGGUGAUCCCCUGAACGCUCCCAAACACAAGGACACCCAGACGGCAUUCAUGAAAUAUCGCCAUGACUAUUCAACACUCCUGUCGUCCGUAACCUUUUGGUGGAUGAAUUGGUUGUUCAUCUUAGGUUACAAGAAGACUAUCGAGCCUACCGACCUUGGCAACAUCCCAGAGGUCCACACGUCAGAAUACAACCAUUAUCUUUUCAAGAAAAACUUUGAGAAAGAAAAGGAACGGGCAGCGAGAAGCGGGAGAGAAAUCAGUCUAUAUCGAGUUUACUUGGAUACGUAUUCAUUUAAGAUGCUGACUGGAGGACUGUUCAAACUUGCUGCAGACUGCUCUAAUUAUGUAGGACCAUUGUGUAUCAGUGCUAUUAUCAUCUACGCAACCACCAAGAUUAAUGGGACACCCGAAGACGAUAAGGCUUUGCCCUCUUAUACAACCGUUGGUGAAUUUUUCUCCAAUGGGUAUGUCUUGGUAGGAUGUAUUUUCAUUUCCGCCGUGAUGAAAGGAAUGUUCGAUCAGUGUUACCAGUAUCUAUGUUUCAUGGAAGGUCUUCAUGUAAAGUCCGCUAUUCAGAGUAUGGUGUAUGAAAAGUCCCUUCGCCUGUCGACGUAUGCGAUGUCGGGUGGGAUGAUGACCAUGGGGCAGGUCACCAAUCACAUGUCACUCGAUGCCACCAAUGUCCAACAAUUCUUCAACUGGGCUAAUGAGUUAUGGACAAUCCCAAUAAAGUUCGCUGUAACCUUGUAUCUUCUGUAUCUUGAGCUUGGAGUACCGUCAUUGAUUGGUGCUGCACUCCUUGUCUGUGUACUUCCGGUUCAACUAAUUUUUGCCGGCUUCACGUCCAAGUAUAUCAAGCAAGUCUUGCUCAACUCUGAUCAGCGAAUGAAAUACUCCAAUGAGAUGCUCCAGGGGAUCAAAAUUCUCAAGCUAUACGGAUGGGAACGCAUCUAUUGCAAACUGGUCCAAGCAGAAAGAGCCAGGGAGAUGAGGGAACUGGCCAAAGUGUACUUCAUCCAGGCAUGGAAUUUUGUCAUCAACAUUGGAAUUCCUACAAUGGUAAACCUUGUGUCUUUCAGUACUUACACAGCCUUGACUGGCGAGCCACUGAGCCCAGACAUCGCUUUCUCCUCCCUGUAUCUCUUCAAUUCUCUCAUCGACCCAAUGUUCAUUUUCCCUUACGUGAUCAGUCUUGGUGUCAACUCUCACAUCAGCACAAAAAGAAUCAAAUUCUUCCUGGUCGCGCCGGAGAUCGAGGGGAAAGCGUCGCUGGAACAAGACUCCGAUAGGCAGCACGAGGUUCUGUUUGAUUCUGGGUCCAAAAAAAGCAAUGGUUUCCUGUCGUCCGCAGAGGAGGAGUUAGAUUCCACCACGCCCACUCCUUUGAUUGAUGGGCGUGGCAAUAAGAAGAUGUACGGUUCCAUGGAUAAUUCUUUGUUACCCGCAAAGAAUGACCUUCCAAGUGAUGUUGCUAUUAGGAUAAAAGAUGGAUGUUUCACAUGGGACCCCGAAUCACACGAAGCCAUUUUAAAAGACAUCAAUGUUGACAUACCAGCAGGGAAAUUGACGAUCAUCGUGGGGACAGUUGGUAGUGGCAAAUCAUCCAUUUUGCAAGCAGUUCUCGGAGAGAUGACGACCCUACAAGGGCGAAUACAAAUAAGUAAAGAAUCCAAAGUGGCGUAUGGUCCUCAGAAGGCGUGGCUUGUCAACGCUUCUCUCAGAGAAAACAUCCUCUUUGGAGAGAGUUAUGAUCCAAUAAGAUACCGAAAGGUAGUUGAAGCAUGUGCAUUGUCUCCAGAUAUUGACAUGUUGCCGGCUGGUGAUAGAACAGAGAUUGGAGAGAAAGGACUCAAUUUGAGCGGUGGUCAGAAACAACGCGUCAGCGUAGCAAGGACUAUGUACUCGGGAAGAAAUAUUGUCAUACUGGACGACCCUUUGUCGGCACUAGAUAUGCAUGUUGGGAGUCAUCUCUUUGAACAUGGAAUCUUAAAGAUCUUAAAGAAACAAAAGAGGACUGUAAUACUCGUUACACAUCAGCUACAGUAUCUACCAGAGGCUGACAAGAUCAUCAUCAUGAAAAAUGGGUCAAUCUUUAGAGACGGUGAUCCGGAUGAGAUAGCCCGUGCUGACCCUAGUUUGAUGAGAGAUUGGCAACAAGCCAUCCAGCAGAUGAGCGAGUCAGAAGCCGAGUUAUCUGGGGGAGAGUCAGAGGCGCUCCUCGAAGAAAGGCGGAUACUCAAGAGGCAAAUAUCCCAUCUCUCCAGCAUGUCUACCAAGGAAGCCUCUUCAGCGCACGACGCCGAAGAUGAUGAGCGGGGACGUCUAAUUAUAACAGAGGAUCAAGAAAAGGGCUCCGUCUCUUAUGACAUCUAUCUCUACUACAUUAAAGCCAUCGGGUAUGGAGUAACACUGCUUGUAGCUCUUGGUGCAUUCGGUGGUGCAGGUGUAGAAAUAGGUACUAAUUUCUGGUUGGCUACAUGGUCAGAGGCGAGUCUGAACACCAAUGAUACGAAGGAAGCGAUUGAUGACGCUAACUACUACAUCAAAAUCUACGGUAUCUUGUCUGCUUUUAAUGUGCUCUUCAGAAUGAUGUACGUCGCCUUCAUCUGCUUUGGAAUGUACUUUGCCGCCAAAAAGCUCCACCAUCAGAUGCUUAUCAACAUAAUAUCAGUUCCACUUAGGUUCUUUGAUACGACGCCAACUGGGAGAAUUCUGAACCGUUUAUCAAGUGACACACAGCUAAUUGAUCAACGACUUGUGCAAUCGAUGCGUCUCUUUGUCAAUAUCUCCGUAGUGCUACUGUCAGCAUUCGUGAUCAUCAUCGCCGUCAACAUCUAUUUCAUAUUAUUCGUUAUUCCUAUCGUCAUCGUCUUCAUCAUUUUGAUGAUAUUCUAUGUAGUUACAACAAGGGAGCUUCAGCGAUGUGAGAGUGUCACGCGGUCACCAAUUUUCGCGCACUUCUCCGAGACACUGGGUGGAUUGCCUACACUUAGAGCCUUUAAGGAUGAAAAACGAUUCUUCCAAACAGCAUUGGAUCGCAUCCUAACCAACAACAGAGUAUUUACUUAUCUUAUAACAGCUCAAAGAUGGGUCGGAAUCAGACUAGACAUGUUGGGUGCAGUUGUGGUUCUCUUUUCAAGUUUGCUUUGUCUCCUUGGAGCUUUCUAUUUUGGCAUCGAUGUAAGCUUAAUGGGACUCGCAAUAUCAUACUCACUGGAGAUAUCACUUUUCAUGAACUUGUCUGUAAAAGCCGCAGCCGAAGUUGAGCUUCAGAUGAAUGCUGUAGAACGAGUAAAGUACUACGCGGAACUGUCGACCGAAGAUUACAGCGGUACUGAACCUCCCUCUACCUGGCCUGAUAAAGGUCUCAUUAAGAUGGAAAACAUUAGCGUUCGCUACGCUCAAGAUCUUGAUGCAGUCCUUACUGAUGUAAAUCUAACGAUACCAGAUCAAAAUAAGCUUGGUAUUUGUGGCAGGACUGGAAGUGGUAAAUCGUCUCUGACACUAGCACUCUUUCGUAUUAUUGACACUUUCAAAGGUCGUAUCAUCAUUGACGGGAUCGACAUCGCUACCGUUCCUCUUCUUACACUUCGUCAACGUAUCUCCAUCAUUCCUCAAGAUGCAUUCCUCUUCACUGGAACUAUCAGGAGCAACCUCGACCCCACGAAUGAUAAGUGUGAUGAGCAAUUAUGGAAGGCUCUAGAGAUUGCCCAACUAAAAGAUAUUGUUACACAACUUGGCAUGGGAUUAGAUUACCAGGUGACUGAAGGAGGUGAUAACUUCAGCGUUGGACAGCGUCAACUCUUUUGCCUCGCCAGAGCUUUCCUGAGAAAUUCUAAGAUUGUUGUAAUGGAUGAAGCUACGGCAUCGAUUGAUCAAGAAACAGAUUUGAUAUUGCAAGAUGUUGUGGCAGAUGUCUUUCAAGAUAGGACCGUCUUGACCAUUGCUCAUCGAGUAUCGACUAUCAUGAAUGCUGAUUCCAUAUUGACGCUGCAGGAUGGAAAGGUAAUCGAGUACGACUCACCAGGCAAACUUCUUGAAGAAGACACUGGCAUGUUUGCUUCUCUUGUCAAGGCUGGGAAGUAAUGAGAGUCUUGCACUAGGUGGAGCAACGUGAGGCGACUGGAGGCACCCCAUUCGACACCCGUUUGAAACAGAAGUGAAAUGAAGAUGGCAAAAAGAAUACAGUCUACAUAGAAAGACUGCUUUAUGACUGUUCACUAACUUGCAGUCUUUAGCCACUUUGAAACAUGAAUGUUGGGUGCCCCCCUUUCCCAUGGAAUUGCACAUUUUUAAAGCUAUGUUAAACCAGUAUGAAGUUAUUUACUAACGAAGGUUGCGAUUAAAAUUGAGACUCCAUGAUCAUUUAAGUCGAGAGUUAUUGUAUAGAAAUGGUGGAGCUGAAAAAUGAUUAGAACAGUUGUCAGAAAUGUCUGAAAUUUGGCUAGAUGAUGAUGAUGCACAACAUUUGCAUAGCGCCAUAUAUCUGUCAAAGACAUUCAAAGGCGCAUUGGAGGAGCCAG